AUGUCGUCGGAAUAUAUCCCUGUAGAAAUCCAGACGGAAAUCUUGAAAAGGCUGCCUGUAAAGCCGUUAGCCCGAUUCCGAUCGGUCUCAAAACCAUGGAAGCGUCUGAUCGACAGCCGAGAUUUCAUUGUUUCUUACGGUGCUCGUCACCCGCAGCCCCAUCGUUUCUUACAUAGAAAUAAAGAAGAGAAUAAAUAUUUCACCUCUUUUGAGGAUCAUAGUUUUGUCGAAAAAGAAUUUGGAAGCGAAGAUCCUUGUGUUGUCCCUGAUCUCCUUUCAAGGUACGAAGGUAACUUUGUUGGUAGCUCUCACGGUUUGUUGUGCUUAUACAUAAUCUAUCACGAACAUAUGUCUGAUUCCUGGUCGAAGUUAUCACGCGAGAUGGUUGUUGUUUGGAAUCCUUCAAUAAAGAAAUCCGUUGGCAUUCCGGUCCCUUAUAUCUAUCAUGAUUCCCGGAGUAAAGCUGGGAUUCGUAAUGCUUUUGGUUUUGGGGUUUGUCCUGUCACUUUUGAUCCUAUUAUUCUCAAGAAUAAAUGGAUGUCUUGGGGUGACUAUGGCCCUUGGAGAGUUCGAGUUUUUACUUUGAGCACCGGGGCUUGGAGUGUUAUAUCUACCAAUCUGCCUCGCGGAUCAAUUGAACUUAGAGGGCCUCAGGUUGUUAUCGAUGGGUUUAUUUAUUGGCUUGCUAAAGAUAGGCUUGCUGCGGAAAAUGGUGGAUCUGAAUCAAUCAUGUCAUUUGAUUUGACUGCCAAGGAAUUUAAGGAGGUUAAUCUCACAGGUUUUUUAUCAAACCGGACUUGUAGUAUUGAGACUAUAUCUAAGCUACGGGAGUCUCUUGUUUUGCUUGAAUACCAUAGAGAGGAAGACGUAUCAGUUUGUUCUUUGUGGAUGAUGAUGAAGGAGCGGGGUGGGGGUGUUGGUAGAUUGUUUUCAAAGCUAUACAACAUCAACGUGCCAGAUACCAAAAUUAAUAAAUUAGUAGGAUUUAAAAAGACCGGUGAAGUUAUACUAGUAACACAAAAAAGUCCAUACGGAAACGGCAAUCUUGAGAUUUUCGAUCCCAACUCAGAAGCCAUUGAUAAACUUGGGAUUUACGCUAGAGUAUAUUCCUUCAUUAUGUGUUCUUAUAUGGAAUCACUGCUUUUGCUUGAUCAGUUAGAUGGUUUUAUAUAUUCGAUCGGUAACUAA
Molecule: messenger RNA, 1188 nt
Organism: Erigeron canadensis
Lineage: Eukaryota; Viridiplantae; Streptophyta; Magnoliopsida; Asterales; Asteraceae
Product: putative F-box protein At3g16210
Exons: 1
Coding region: 1-1188 (395 amino acids)
Molecular function (GO): protein binding
Source: RefSeq, a predicted model, not a curated record